AAAGAAAAAAGAAAAAGAAAAAGAAAAAGAAAAGAAUUCAGAAAGUAAAACCAGAGCAUUUAUCUGUGACAGCAAAGACUGUGAAACUCAAAUCCCUGGUUGCUUUGUGCGCAAUCGGCGAUUUCUGGGGGCGAGGGUUUUUCGUUAGGGUUGGAAAUGGUGGUGGAGACCGUGAUAAUCGACAUGGAUGAGGACCCAAAGGGCCAGGAAAUGAACUGUCAGGAUCGACCUAGAAAGACCCAGAAGCGAAAGAGGGCGUAUUUGGGACAAGAGCCCCCAAAACCUGAGGAAAAAGCGGCACAGAUCGAGGCUCUGAGCGCAGAACUCGACGGGUUGUUCAGUUACUACAAGGAAUUGAAGGAAAAAAGAGUGGUUUUCGAUCUGGGUAUUUGCGGUUCGACCAAUGCGGUGGUGGCGGCGUCGAUGGAGGAGAGUGAGCUUCCAUUGUCGAAGCUUGUGGAAGAGAUUCACGAGAAGGUGAAGGGGAGAGGGGUCACGGUGGCGUCGGUGAAGAGCAGUGUGCUGUUUGUGGGGCAGAGGGUGAUUUACGGGGUGCCCAAUGCGGAGGCGGAUGUGCUGGAGGAUGAGUCCGAGGCGUGCCUUUGGUGUUGGGAGACAAGGGAUGUAAAGUUGAUUCCGAAACCUAUGCGUGUAACCUUGAAUUUUAGGCGCACUUGUCGAAAAAAGAUCCAUGAGAGGAUUAUUGCAGUUUCUGGAAUGAUGACAGCAUUACGAAAGUCAGAGACUGAUAAGAAUUGCGAACACAACCUGACAAAGGCAUUGGAAAAGCUUGUUAAAGUGCAUAAUGAAGCAGAAAUACGUUCAUAUAUGGAUAAGCUGUUACAUAAAAAUGGAGCAGACAUGGCUGAAAAGGAAGCAAAACGAGAAGAGAAAUUGCUAAUUAAAGAAAUGGAGAGAAAUAAAAGAGAAGCUGAAAAAGAGAAGAAAAGAAUGGAACGUGAACUUCAGAAGGAGAAAGGGCAAACUCAAGAGGAAGCUGAGAAGGAUCAAAGGCGUCGAGAAAAGGAAGAAGCUGAACUGAGAAAGCAACUUUCUAUACAAAAGCAGGCUUCAAUCAUGGAACGUUUUCUUAUGAGAAGCAAAACUAGCCCAUCAUGCAAGAAUGACCAAUCUUCAGCCAAAGCAGCCACAUCUGAUUCAUCAAGUAAAAAGUGUGGAAAUAUGCCUGAUGCAGUUACUUUAUCAAUGGACUCUGCCCUAUCGUCAAAUGAUGACAUCAAUGGUGACGAAAUCCGCAAGUUACACUUUUCUUCUUGGCGCUGCUUAGGUCAUUCUAUCUGUUCAAACAGAAAGCAGCAUUGGGGCAUUCGUCAGAAGCCUAAGACUAAGCUAUUUAAGGAGCUUAAGCUCUCAACUAGUAGAGGACUGGCUCAUGAUGAUGACUUGGGCAUAGAUAAGCUUGUUUGUGGAUGGGGAGAACAGACUUCUGAUGAAAGAUCAUACCAUGCUAAUGCAGAUAGUUCUCUUUGCAAUGUCAGUAAGUGUAACUGGGGGAAGCAGUUGUUGCAGUUUGAUAAGAGCCAUAGACCUGCAUUUUAUGGUAUUUGGCGUAAAAAAAGUCAUGUUGUUGGCCCACGCCACCCUUUUAAGAAGGACCCAGAUGUGGAUUAUGAUGAAGAUAGUGAUGAGGAAUGGGAAGAGGAGGACCCUGGUGAAAGUCUUUCAGAUUGCGAUAAAGAUGAAGAAGAGGAAAGUCUAGAGGAAGGAUGUUCAAGAGCUGAUGAAGAAGAUGAGAGUGAAGAUGGAUUUUUUGUACCUGAUGGGUAUCUCUCUGAAAAUGAGGGAGUACAAGUUGAGAGAAUGGAAACUGAUGUUGCAGUGGAGGAGGCCAGAAGCUCACCUAACUGUAAGCAAGACUCAAAGAGAGAUGAGUUCUGCUCAUUGCUUCGACAGCAAAAAUAUCUUAACAAUUUGACUGAGCAUGCUCUUCGGAAAAAUCAGCCCUUGAUUAUAUUAAAUUUGAUACAUGAGAAGACUGCUUUGUUAAUGGCCGAGGAUCUUAGUGGUACUCCUAAGCUGGAGCAGAUGUGUUUGCAAGCUCUGAGUAUGCGUGUUUUCCCUGAUGGCCCACCCAUAGAGAUAUCGAUUGAAAACACUCAAGAUGAGGAUCAAGAAGCUUGCCUGUCGGGUUCCAAGGGCAGCAGCACGCCAAUCUCAACUGUGAAUGCCAUAACGGAAUCAGACUUACCAACAAUUGUGUCUGCAAUUCAAUCAUCCCCACAGGGCAUCAGUAAGGUUGUAGAAUCUUUGCAGCAGAAGUUCCCUGCUGCCUCAAAGACUCUGUUAAGAAGUAAAGUACGUGAGGUAUCGGAUUUUAUGGAUAACCGCUGGCAGGUCAAGAAAGAAAUUUUGGACAAGCUUGGCUUGUCGCCAGAAAAGGGUGUGGGGAGGGCAAAAAAUAUUGCUGCCUUCUUUUCAAAAAGAUGCUUGCCGCCUACUGCUAAAAGUAUCAACAACAACCCCAAUGAAACCUCUCCUCAGCCAUCUUUGAAGCCAGGUUUUGCUGACCAGGGGGUAUCACAGUUGCACAUAUAAUAACACGUGUAGCCUCCUUGCUUUUGUUUAGUGAUCUGGUUUCUCUCACAAUGCUAGCUCUCCCCCAUCCAUUCCUGCCUCACUUUCUUUCAUGGCAUGUGUUUGUCAUUUGCUGGUCUUCCCGGAUACUGAAUUGUUACACUAAUUUUUUUUUUGUUUCAGAUGAGGGAAUUGAAUUACAAGUUAUUAG
This is a messenger RNA of Corylus avellana, 2746 nucleotides long. RefSeq names its product chromatin assembly factor-1 (FASCIATA1) (FAS1) (gene FAS1). Gene Ontology annotation, biological process: nucleosome assembly. Gene Ontology annotation, cellular component: nucleus; CAF-1 complex. NCBI's taxonomy places the organism in Eukaryota, Viridiplantae, Streptophyta, Magnoliopsida, Fagales, Betulaceae. The record is from RefSeq and is a predicted model, not a curated record.